AUGGCAAACCCUACCUUACCCAUGGAAUUCCCUCGAGGAGCACAGCCUGACAUCAGCAAAGCAAAUCAAAAAGAUGUCUAUUACCAGACCAUCUUACAAGAACAAAUGAAGAGUGCAUGUCAACAAUUCUUUGGCUCAAGAAGACAACAUCAAUGGCAAAAGGAAAUCAAUGCAUUUGCAGACUUUAGUUACCAUGGUCUUACUACUUUACUUGGUACUCAGACACUAGGAGAAGAGUAUUGUGAUCUUGUUCAGGUUGGACCCUCAAACACCUUUCCGAGUGUAUUGCGUAGAGCAAGCCUUGUAUUUUCAUAUUCGAUCCUACCAUAUCUAUAUCAACGUACGGUUGCACACCUAAAGAAACAAAGGCGACGUGGACAGUUAAAGGAGGACAAGCCAUGGAAACAACACCUUGCUUGGAUAGUUGAACGCACACCGUCGUUGCAAGAAAUAUUCUCAAAGAACAUUCAGCCACUUCAUCUUGCCCUGUUUUAUUUUUUUGGAACAUAUUAUAGCUUCUCUAAACGCUUGACUGGUAUUCGUUAUAUCUUUACACGCCAAUUGGGUAUUCAUGAGGAGCGAAUGGGAUAUGAAAUCCUGGGUAUUCUUAUUGUACUUCAGCUGGUUAUCCAGACUGCUCUUGCUGUCCGCAAACGUGCAGUCCGUUUAAAGGAAGAAAAGGAAAAGGAGAAAGAAAGGGAAAAGAUUGAUAGUUUGCCUAGUGCUAAAGUAGAAGAGGAUGAUUUUGAUUUUAUGGACAAAUUUGAAGAAGAAGUAGAAAGCUCUUUGGUAGCUCCCAAAGAGAACCAGAAAUGUGCAUUGUGUCUAGAACCUCGCAAUAGCACAACUGCAACACCUUGUGGUCACUUGUUCUGCUGGUCCUGUGUGGUUGAAUGGUGCGAGAACAAGCCCGAGUGUCCGCUUUGCCGCAGUAACGUCAACAUCUCUCACUUGAUACGUCUCUCUAACUUUUAA
Molecule: messenger RNA, 975 nt
Organism: Phycomyces blakesleeanus NRRL 1555(-)
Lineage: Eukaryota; Fungi; Mucoromycota; Mucoromycetes; Mucorales; Phycomycetaceae
Exons: 6
Coding region: 1-975 (324 amino acids)
Biological process (GO): protein import into peroxisome matrix
Cellular component (GO): peroxisomal membrane
Molecular function (GO): zinc ion binding
Source: RefSeq, a predicted model, not a curated record